AUGUCUGCAGACCCUAAAGCAUGUGUCUUCUUGGACAUGGAGGAUUUGCCUUUCCCUUUUGAUUAUAUGAGAAGAUCUCUUGUGCAGUUUGGUUUUCCUGAUGAUUUUUCAAUCACGGCUUAUGUUGAUGAGGGAAAGUUCACAGAUGACUUGGUUGAUGUUUACCGGAGGGUCGGAAUGACCAUCCUUCCUGUAAAAGGGGGUAAAUAUGCAAGAGUUCAUCGUAUUCUGAUGGACAUUGUUUUGUGGGCAAUGGCCAAUCCUGCUACCUACUUUAAACCAUUGGAUUUGGUGGUAAUCUCAGCAAACAUCAAAGAAGAAUCCGACUUCCUCCGUGCCCUUGAAGCUUUGGGUGACAGAUACUACAAUAUCAUCUUAGCUUUGCCUCAUGAGCUCCCAUCAACCAAGCUGCCUACUGUAAAGUGGGAACGGUCUGAUGUACUCGUCUUCUGGAAUGUCGAGGACCCAAUCGAUAUAGAUUAUGAUCAUGAGAGUCUUUAUACGCCUAUCGCUAAAGCUCUGGACACCAAGGGUUAUUAUGGUGAGGUGUCAAUCAUGGCUUAUGCUGACAAUGAAGAUUUUAAAAUCCCCUCGUCUGAUGCCUUGAAAAAAUUCACCGUCCUAACCAAAGAUGAAGGAGAUGAUGGAUAUGCCAAAGUUACAAGGAUGUUCUUGGACAUGCUUUUUUGGGUGAUGAACAACAACGAUGAGCCUAGUCAUUUCAUUAUGAUCUCCAGACCUUCUGAAUACACGACUAAGUGGCCCAAUGUCGUUCAAGCGCUGGAAGGCAGAGGUUUCAAUGUGAUCCUUGGACCCUCUGAUGCGAUCCGAUUACCACUCUCCAUUGAGAGCUUCACAAGUCUUUGCAAAGACAUACCACGCAGUACUCGAGGUGUUAAAGAAUACCUUGAACUACAAAAAUUUUCAGGGACUGAAAAAUGCAUCUUCUGGGUCAUUGAGAAGUUCCCAUCCGAUCCGAUGGAGAUACCUUUUAUUGUUGAGAGGAUGAAAGAAACCCUUAAGAAGAAAGGUUACACUGAUCGUUAUGUGUCAGUGAUGGCGUAUUUUGAUGAUGAGAAGCUCAUGGAAGUUGAAUCCAUACCCGGAAUGACAGUCACCCUUCUACCUCCUCAAGAGAAAAAAUCUACAAAAGUUACUAGGCUUUUAGCAGACAUGCUUUUGUUUGCAAGGAGGAAUUGCGAUGAAACAACAAGUUUGAUAGUAAUCGCAGAAUCUUUCAAAGACGCGAGGUUCGAGAGGGUUGCAGAGUCUUUGAGAGGCCUAGGUUACAAUGUCUUAUCAACUCAUUUAGAUCAUAUGAUUACAUUUGGAACUGCAUUGUGGUCUUCUAGAAGCAGGGCAAUGUGA
Arabis nemorensis is the source of this 1368-nucleotide messenger RNA. The record is from the annotation of a GenBank genome assembly. NCBI's taxonomy places the organism in Eukaryota, Viridiplantae, Streptophyta, Magnoliopsida, Brassicales, Brassicaceae.